Oryctolagus cuniculus (rabbit) is the source of this 708-nucleotide messenger RNA. Its product is annotated as oocyte-expressed protein homolog. Gene Ontology annotation, biological process: establishment or maintenance of apical/basal cell polarity; embryonic pattern specification. Gene Ontology annotation, molecular function: RNA binding. Lineage: Eukaryota; Metazoa; Chordata; Mammalia; Lagomorpha; Leporidae. The record is from RefSeq and is a predicted model, not a curated record. Gene Ontology annotation, cellular component: protein-containing complex.
AGAGCCCGCGUGGCCUGCCGGGUCUGGAGCAAGGUUCCGGUGGUUGGUGCGAACGGUUUCAGCUGCUGCUCUCAACAUGGACACGGACGUUGGAGCUGCUGAGGCCCGGCAGCACCCAUUGAAGCUGACCCGCCCAGAGGACCUACUUAGGUUUCCACAUCCACUGCCGCCCCCGCGCAUUCACAUCCGGCCGUGGUGGUUUCCGGUGCAGGAACUGGAAGACCCCGCGGUGUUCUACCUGGAGGCAUGGGUGGCGGACUUGAUCUUUGGCCCAGACCGCGCCAUGAUUCCGGAAAUGGAGUGGAUGAGCCAGGCCCUGUUGAGGGUGGACCCAGUGGACUCCGGGAAUUUAGUGGAAAUCACGGUCCACGCACGGCCCCGUGUGCAGAACCGGGUGAAGAGCAUUCUCCUGAGCCUGGCGUCAUGGCACCGAGAACGUCGUGUGGCGCGAGCGGAGAAGAUGAAGCACCUUGAGGAGUUCCUGAAGACUCGUUCAUCGGGGCCGGACGCUCCCCUGCAUCUCGAUACUUAGAGCACAGGACUACGGCCAGGAGCAGAGCAUUAGAACAGCCUUGCUUUUUCUAAACUUGGAGAGAAGCAGGUGACCCUAAUCCCUACAUUCCUUUUUCCUGUGACUUGACAGUACUUCUGAUGUGAAUGUGCAUUUGUAGAGAUAUUCGAAUAAAUGGACUUUUUUUGUCCAAUGAC